Sesamum indicum (sesame) is the source of this 1277-nucleotide messenger RNA. NCBI's taxonomy places the organism in Eukaryota, Viridiplantae, Streptophyta, Magnoliopsida, Lamiales, Pedaliaceae. The record is from RefSeq and is a predicted model, not a curated record.
AUUAUUACCAGAUGCAUGCCAACAAUAAUGAGAAUUGAUGAAUAUGAAUAUAAGAAAGCUUACAAAUAAGAAAAACAAAACAACCGUCCUUCUCUGUAUACCCACAAAAUUAAAUUAAUCUUUCAUCUCCAAUUUCCAUCAAACAGAUGGCAAAAAAUGCAACUACUCCAACGUGCAACAUCAACUUUUGCUAUUGCACCGACGGCCCAAUUGAUCCCGCGGAUGCCGCCGUCAAACCACCCAGAACCACCACUUGCUCGGUGGUGCCCAGGAGGUUCGACGCUGUGGCGGCACGGCUGCUGAACGGCGUGACAGCCGCGUUCUUUGCCUCGCUGGAACGGUGCUCUUGCAUUAAUAUUGCCACCAAAGAUGAUGUUGAGGAUGGCGGUAGCUUGCCCUUGAUCCGUGGUGGGAUUGUACUGCCGGCUGCUGACGUCAGAUUUACAGGCAACCGUAGGGCGGAGGAGGAGUGUCGUAUGGUUGAGGAUAACAAGGAUGUCAUUCAUGCUCGGAUCUAAAUGAUUUUCAGGGAAGUAUAAUAUUGAUCAGGUCAAAGAAUUAAUUCUUGUGAAAUAAUAAAUAUAUAUUAUUACUACGUACUUGCCUCAAAUUUAUUUAAUCCAAGUCAAAUAAAUAUGAAAAUCGAAUCACAAAUUUAAUGUUCUUUUCAAAAAUAAAUCAAAUUAUGCUUUAUAGAAUCAUAUUAUUAUUGCUAUAAAUUUAAUUGACGCACCAUCAAUCGUCCUGGUCUAAAUGCACGAAUUGAACAUACAACUGUAAUAACAUGGGUCGGGUUCUUAUCAAAUCGUUUGAUGCGACUAAUCAUACAACUUUAGUUUUUGAGAAACAUCUACCUAAAUCCUCCAAAACUGUUGUCCAAAAUUCAGACGCAAUCCUUGUUAGUGAAACUGUAAAAUAUCACUCUACUUUAUCAAUCACUCAAUUUUCUUACAAGUUUCUUGUUUGAUCUUUGCAUUCCUUUUUUUGUUGAGGUAUGCAGCUUUCCUAAAAGCAGGAUAAUGUUUCAUAGAGAAAGGGAUUGACAGAGGCACCAAAUUUCCCAGAGUCGAUCACGUUUUUUUUUUUUUUUUCCAAUCAUGUGAGGAAUGUGGUCCAGAUGUAUAGUCGUGUUUGGAUGUGCAGCCCAUGUUGUUAAAAUCGGUAUUCCACAAUUACUUUUGGGAAAAUGAAUGCCGAUAAUGAUGUCCAAACAUCGGACUUGAAUGGCAUCUGUGGAAACAUGUACAAGUCUUUAAAGCUACAAUUCUGAUUCAUGU